Molecule: messenger RNA, 1867 nt
Organism: Vitis vinifera (wine grape)
Lineage: Eukaryota; Viridiplantae; Streptophyta; Magnoliopsida; Vitales; Vitaceae
Product: beta-glucuronosyltransferase GlcAT14A
Exons: 4
Coding region: 318-1616 (432 amino acids)
Cellular component (GO): membrane
Molecular function (GO): glucuronosyltransferase activity
Source: RefSeq, a predicted model, not a curated record
GGGGGUUAAAGAGGCUUCGCUAUCAACCUCAAUCACACAAAAAAGGGGGGUUAAAAGAGGGUCGGCCAUCAGCCUCGAUCACACUGAAUAGUGAAUACAGAGGAGAGGUAACCCCCAACAGAACUGUUUCCAUUAAACUUGAAUCUGGAAAGAGAAAACCCAAACCCAAACCCAUAUUUGAAUUCCCGUGACAUCUCACUGUCAGAGAGAGAGAGAGAGAGAGAGAGAGAGAGAGAGAGGGUUGGAAAAAUACAAAUACUCCGCAAGAAGAAUGGGAGAGAGUGGUUAGCGUAUCAACCGACGGCAUCACUCCCACAAUGCAAAACUCCCACCAACCCCCCUUCCCCAUCUCCGGCACUACCGCUGCCGCCCUCACCAAGGACAAUAGGAGCUUCUACCUCAUCAUUGCCACCUCCUUUGUCUCUCUUUUAUUCAUUCUUUCUCUCUCCGCUACCUCUCCUCCUGCGCCCUCCGCCCCCGCCACCGACCCAUAUCUUUUUCCCACCUCCCACCACCGCCAUCCCAUCUUCCUCAACCCCAACCCAUCUGAUUCCACUCCCACUCCUCCCUCACUUGCCUACUUCAUCUCCGGCUCCGCCGGCGACUCCCACAAGAUCCUCCGCCUCCUCUUCGCCGCCUACCACCCCCGAAAUCACUACCUCCUCCACCUCGACCUCACCGCUCCUCAGUCUGAUCGUGACCGCCUCGCCCUCGCUGUACAAUCGGUCCCUGUUUUCCGAGCUGCCCGGAAUGUUAAUGUGAUGGGCAAGGCGGAUUUCGCCUACGGGAAAGGGUCUUCUUCGAUUUCUUCGACUCUUCAUGGGGCCUCCAUUCUUCUACGGUUGUCGUCGUCUUGGGAUUGGUUUAUUAAUCUCUCCGCUUCUGAUUACCCGCUUGUUACCCAGGAUGAUCUUCUCCACAUUUUAUCAUUUGUACCUAGAGACCUCAAUUUUGUGAAUCACACCAGUUACAUUGGCUGGAGAGAAUCUCGGAAAUUGAAGCCGAUUAUCGUUGAUCCAGGGCUCUAUCUUACACAGAAAACUGAGAUAUUUUAUGCCACUCAGAAGCGGGGACUGCCUAAUUCUUUUCAGUUGUUCACAGGUUCAUCUUCAGCUAUUUUGAAUCGUGCUUUUAUUGAGUUCUGCAUUGUGGGCACUGACAACCUGCCAAGGACUCUACUGAUGUACUUAGCUAACACGCCUUCAUCCCUACCCAAUUAUUUCCCAACCAUUCUUUGUAAUUCCCGGCAAUUCAACAAGACUAUUGUAAACCAUAAUUUACAGUAUGCAUCCUUUGACAAGCCUGCCAAAGAGGAGCCCCGCAGACUUGGUUCCAAAGACUUUGAUGACAUGAUUCAGAGUGGAGCAGCCUUUGCCACACAGUUCCGAUUGAAUGAUGUUGCCCUUGACCGCAUUGACCAAGAGAUUCUUGGACGUAGUCCUGGAAAAAUUUUGCCUGGGGGAUGGUGUUUAGGUGAGGCUGGGAAUGACACAUGUUCAGUUUGGGGAGAUGCAGAUGUUUUGAGGCCUGGCCCAGGGGCAAAAAGACUUGAAAAACGUAUUGCUGAGCUGCUCUCAGAUGGAACAUUUCAGGCUCAUCAAUGUAUUGUUGAGUGAUUGAGCACUUCAACCCCCACAUAGGAGAAAGAAAGGAAAAGGAACCAGCAUUUAGAAAUUUUGUAAUAGAUCCACUUCAAUUUUCCCAUUCUUUUAGGGUUGAAUAUUGUAGCACACUGCAAUUGAAAUUGUUGUAAAUUGAAUUUAAAAAAGAAAAAAAAGGCAUGUAUUAGAGCUAGCCAGAGCGCAUUUUGAGAUGGUAUUGUGUAAACGAUCCUUGUUAAUCUGUUGAGGAUGAUUGUUUUUGUUUC